This is a messenger RNA of Notothenia coriiceps (black rockcod), 648 nucleotides long. RefSeq names its product fibroblast growth factor 17 (gene fgf17). The coding region runs from base 1 to 648 and encodes 215 amino acids. Lineage: Eukaryota; Metazoa; Chordata; Actinopteri; Perciformes; Nototheniidae. Gene Ontology annotation, molecular function: growth factor activity. The record is from RefSeq and is a predicted model, not a curated record. The transcript has 5 exons.
AUGUAUGGAAUAAACCAGCGCUGUGUUUACAUCUCCUUCCAUUUGUUCGUGCUGUGGUGCCAUGCUCAGGGGGAGAAUCACCCGUCUCCUAAUUUUAAGCAGUAUGUGAGGACGCAGGGCGCAGUGACGGACCAGCUGAGCCGCAGGCAGGUCCGGGUCUACCAGCUCUACAGCCGCACCAGCGGGAAGCACGUGCAGAUCCCGGGCCGCAGGGUGAGCGCCACCGCAGAGGACGGGAACCUGUUCGCUCGCCUCUUUGUGGAGACGGACACCUUUGGCAGUCGAGUGAGAAUCAGAGGUGCAGAAAGUGGGCUCUACCUCUGCAUGAACCGGAAGGGCAAACUUGUUGGAAAGCCCAACGGCCGGAGCAGGGACUGUAUCUUCACAGAGAUCGUACUGGAGAACAAUUACACGGCGUUCCAGAAUGCCAAGUAUGACGGCUGGUAUGUGGCUUUUACCAGGAAAGGGAGGCCCAUCAAAGCGUCCAGGACGAGGGAAAACCAGAGGGAGGUCCAUUUCAUCAAGAGGCUCCACACGGGCCCGCCCCCCUUCCCAAACACAGACCAAAGCAAACACUUUGAGUUCAUCCGAUUUCCGGCCACUCGUCGAGCGAAGCGAAACAGGAAAUCACCUCCUUUCUCUUCCUAA